Plasmodium gonderi is the source of this 2196-nucleotide messenger RNA. Its product is annotated as T-cell immunomodulatory protein homolog precursor. Gene Ontology annotation, cellular component: plasma membrane. NCBI's taxonomy places the organism in Eukaryota, Apicomplexa, Aconoidasida, Haemosporida, Plasmodiidae. The coding region runs from base 1 to 2196 and encodes 731 amino acids. The transcript has a single exon. The record is from RefSeq and is a predicted model, not a curated record.
AUGACUAUAUACACAAAGUAUGGCACCGUAUUCAAAUUGCUGUUUCUGCUGUGCAUGUAUAAUAUCAUAAAAAGUGUAUUUUUUCAUCUGAAGGGGAAUGAAAAAACAAACGAUCGUAAAAAUUUUUACGUACAAGCGAAUAAUUGGAAUUUAUUCGAAAAAUGGAAAUCCAUAAGUCCUAUGGAAAAAUUAGAAUACAAAAUAAAUUACAAUCUUGGAUUAAACAUAGAUGCAGAGAUAGGUGAUUUUGGUGAUUAUAACUCAGAUGUGAAAACAGAUCUGAUUCUGUUUAAUUAUGAUAAGAAUAAACAAACAAGUACUAUAUUUAUAUACAUAUUUAGCAUAUAUGAAAAUAAAUUCAUAUACCACACGGAAGUUAGUUUUGAAGGUCAAGUUGUGAAUGUCAUUGCCAUCGAUCUUAAUUUUGACGGUGCAUUAGAUGUCUUGGUAUUAUUUAAAGAUCCCAAGGAUAGUAGCAAAACGAGUAAGUAUUAUAUUUCUGCAUUUUUGCAAAACGAAAAUGAUAAAUUAGAAGAAGCGUGGAAUUCGAAAAAAAAGGAAGUUGCUAAUGAAGACAUAUCAGAUGGUAAAAACGCAAGCCAAGCGCCCACUGUUCCAGCUAGCGAAAAGGGAAGCGAAAAAGAAUCCAACGAUAGCAUCUACUUUAGCAAUAUUCAUCCACUCGUAUGUGAUAUAAACAACGAUGGUUUACCGGAUCUAAUAGGACAACAAGCAUCAAGCGAUUCCGUGGGAUUUUCCCGUUUUGUAUGGAUUAACAAAAAAGGAGAAUUCAAAAGUGCAUUGUGGAAAAAUAUGAAUCUGUUUAGUAAAGAAGAUGUAGAUGAAAUUACGAACCCCAAUUCGAGUGCAGUUGUAGAUAUCAAUGGUGAUUGUAAAGCCGAUUUGGUAUUUACUGUGUAUAAUAAAAAUAAUGCAAAAAAAAGUACUUCUCUAGAAAUAUGGUUGAAUCAAAUAGUGGGUGAAGGAAGCAUGUAUGUAAAAUAUAAAGAAAACUACAAUUUACCAUCUAAUUCUUUGCAAGUCCUUUUUGGAGAUUUUAAUGGAGAUGGUGCUAUCGAUAUUGUAACUCCAACAUGUACAAAAAGCUCAUAUUGCAAUUAUUGUUGUGUAAGUGAUGAUAAAAUAUACUUUAUCCCGAAUAUUCAAAAAAAAAUAUGUGAUAAUUCUUGGCAAAAACCUGAUGAAAGUAAAUGUAGAUUAGCAUCUAACUUAUGUUCAGAAAGUGAUUUUACAUUUAUGCAAGAAUUAAAUGAUGAUUUUGUAUCUAUAGUUGAUACAUCUGGAUUACAUCUAUCAGGUAAUGCAGACUAUCCCUACUACAUUAGUGUUGGGGAUGUAGAUGAUGACGGAUUCUUAGAUUUGUUAAUCACAUUAAAAAAUGAUAAAGGUCAGAAAUAUGUACGAAUAUAUAAAAAUGAACAAAAGGCAUUAUAUGAAGAAAAUAAUGUCGACAUAAGGGGUUUUUUUAAUUUCUACCAGUUUGUUACAUCUCCUGACGAAACGGUAACAGAUGUGUACAAUGCUGCUUUUUUUGACAUCUAUGAAAAUGGAGUAUUAGAUAUACUCAUAUUUGGAAAGUAUAAAACAUCCAAUAAACAGAAUAAAUAUGCAGCUGUUGGAUUUAUUAGAAGUAAUGAAACAGAUUCACUUUUUUUAAAGUCAACAGCAUUAAAUGGAAUAUGUGUAAAUGAUUGUUAUAAAGAAAAGGAUAAAAUAACAACCAAAACAUUGGGAGGAAAUGCUCAUGGUCCCACUUUUAAAAUUACAGUAAUUGAUGUUAAUGGUGUUAAAUCAAGCAGAAUUGGUAUACAGAAAAGUCAGUCAGCUCAUUCCCCUUUGCAAUUACCAUAUGUUUUAUUUGGACUUGGGAGAACUAGUAAUUAUGUAGAAGAAUUUUAUGUUGGCAUGCCAACACAUGAACAGAAGUAUUACAACAUGUGGGUAUCCAUCAUACCAAAUUCACAUAUUAUAGUCAUUCCUUACCCUUUGGAAAAUUCCAAUAAGUGGCAAAUUCAACUAUCUGUCAAUCCAUCCAAGAAGUUUUAUUCCAUUAUUUAUAUAACCCUCAUAUGCUUGACCGUCAUUGGAAUUUUGAUUUUCAUCUUGGACAGGCGGGAGAAGGUGGAGGACUCAAAGGAAGAAAUGGGAUUUAAGAGCCAUUUUGUUAUAGGCUAA